Messenger RNA from Melopsittacus undulatus (budgerigar), 5670 nucleotides. It is a transcript of the gene CCNT2, whose product is annotated as cyclin T2. The coding region runs from base 890 to 2644 and encodes 584 amino acids. Gene Ontology annotation, cellular component: cyclin/CDK positive transcription elongation factor complex; nucleus. Gene Ontology annotation, molecular function: cyclin-dependent protein serine/threonine kinase activator activity. The record is from RefSeq and is a predicted model, not a curated record. Gene Ontology annotation, biological process: regulation of transcription by RNA polymerase II; positive regulation of DNA-templated transcription, elongation. Lineage: Eukaryota; Metazoa; Chordata; Aves; Psittaciformes; Psittaculidae. The transcript has 5 exons.
AAUGAUGAUUAUUUAGCUGUAAAUAUGAAAACGUAUCGUACUGCUUGUAGUAUAGGUAAGGUUUUUAGCACAUUAAUUUUUGAUUGAGGCAAAAAUGUGUGUUUCAAGAUGUGAUUCUUUUCUUCCAGGUAUGUGUGUUGAUUUACUCAACUUUCAAGCUGAUGUUAAAUAGAAGUUUUCUGGCAUCUGCUUUUCUUCCUUGUUCAAAAGGGACAUUUCAGUGAGAGUAGAGGUGUUUUUUGGUCCAGUCCCUUGAUUCAAACCUGUUGUCACUUUACAGAACAUAGAAAUCAUUGAAGAGACUUUAAACAGUACUUUGAAAAAUGAAGAGCAAGACCAAUUUCUGUCUUAGUCAACCCUUCUGUGUUUUCAUUUGUUCUGUUACAAUAGUCUCAUUUCACUUUUUGGUGAUACUGCCUUACAUUUUUGUUGUGGGAGGGAGAGGAGAAGGGUGAUCUCCAUGGUAAUCUGGCAUGCAAUUACCAUUAUAAUUUGCAAACUAAAUAUUAUGGUAUAGCACUGUCACAUCAUCAGUUCACCUUUUGAUUAUUAUGGAUUGUAGUUCCUACACACAAAUGUAUUAUGUGUGUAGGAACAGAUCCUGUUCCCUCGCUACUUCCACAUUCUUCUUGGAUGGUGGGACUGCCUGGCUGGGUAGCAUGAAAACAAAUCUGAUUUUUACUUCUUGGCAAUCGUGAGGAAUUAAAUCGCAUCUUUAAUACACUUUUUUAAAACUAAAUUUGCAAAGCCAUUGAAGGUUUUCUCAACCUGUGUGGAAAGAUUCUUAUUGAAAUAAAUGUUUAAUAAUAUUCCCUUUGACAUGAAAUUCAACAAUGCACUUUCUGCAGGUAGCACUGGUUUCAAGUGAUAGUGUCAAAGUCAGAAUUCAAUGAAGGCUGCGUUCAAUCUUCAGUUAAACCCCUUGUGCCCAGCUAUUCCAUUAUAUGCAUGUUACACAAGCAAGGAUUUGGCACAGACAUCCUAUUUCAUGGCUACCAACAGUCUCCACCUUACCACGUUCUGUCUUCAGUAUAAGCCCACAGUGAUAGCAUGUGUGUGCAUUCACUUGGCCUGCAAGUGGUCCAACUGGGAGAUUCCAGUAUCAACUGAUGGGAAACACUGGUGGGAAUACGUAGAUCCUUCAGUUACUCUAGAAUUACUAGAUGAGCUAACACAUGAGUUUCUGCAGAUACUGGAGAAAACACCCAGCAGGCUCAAGAGAAUUAGAAAUUGGAGGGCUAAUCAGGCAGCUAGGAAACCUAAAGGUGAUGGGCAAGUAUCAGAGAACUCUCUUAUUGGUUCAUCUUUGGUCCAGAAUUCCAUUUUGGUGGAUACAGUUGCUGGUGUAGCUGCAAACACAAGUUUCCAAAAACCAUCCACAUCAUUUCCUGCACCAGUACCUCUCACCUCAGGAAGUAUUUCUGUUCCAGACAGUCACGCACCUGAAAGUUUGGCAAUAUUAGCUACAGGAAUGCCAAGUACCUCAUACAGUUUGGCAUCACACCAGGAAUGGCCUCAGCAUCAAGAACAAACAAGGACAGAACAAAUAUACUCUCAAAAGCAGGAGACAUUACCUGCCAGUCAGUACAAUGUGAACUUCCAGCCAGGGACAUCCAUACAGUUGCACUCUGGAGUACAUCACAGACCUGACAAACUUGCUGAUCAUUCUACUGUCAAACAAGAGUAUUCUCAUAAGUCAGGAAACAAACACCACGGACAGGUUGCAGCUCCAGUAAUAAUUCCUCAAAAAAUGUCUUUGGAUAAAUACAGAGAGAAGCGCAAACUAGAAACCCUUGAGCUGGAUGUGAGAGAACACUAUGUAGCAACCCCAAGUGAACAGCAGCAUAAAAAACACACGCAGCCACAGGCAGCCAGCAGUUCUUCUGUCACAUCUCCUAUUAAAAUGAAAAUUCCUCUUGCAAACGCUGAGAAGCCUGAAAAACAUUUGUCUGAUAAGAAAGAAAAGGGUGGCUCGCUCAAGCUCCGCAUACCAAUCCCACCCACAGAAAAGGGUGUCAGUAAGGAGGAGCUGAAAAUGAAAAUUAAAGUUUCUUCCUCUGAAAGGCAUAGCUCAUCGGAUGAGGGCAGUGGGAAAAGUAAACACUCAAGUCCCCAUGUUAGCAAAGAGCAUAAGGAAAAACACAAAGACCACUCUUUGAACCGCCACCACAGCAUUGGCCAUAAGCAUUCCCAUUCUCACAGUGGUGGCAGCAGCAGUAAGCAUAGCACUGAUGGAGUGAUGCCGACUGUCUUGAGGAGUCCUGUUGGCCUGAGUAGCGAUGGCAAUUCCUCAAGUUCCAGCUCUUCGAGAAAGAAGUUGCACAGCAACGAUGCUUCUCACAACCACCACUCCAAAAUGAGCAAAAGUUCCAAAAGUUCAGGUAGUUCAUCUAGUUCUUCCUCUGUUAAGCAGUAUGUAUCCUCUCACAGCUCUGUUUUUAACCUUCCCUUACCCCCUCCUCCCCCUGUCACAUACCAGGUGGGCUACGGACAUCUCAGCACCCUCGUGAAACUGGACAAGAAACCAGUGGAGAACGGUCCUGAUGCCCAUCACCAGUACAGUACAAACAGCCAGCAUAUGGACUACAAAGAUACAUUCGACAUGCUGGAUUCGCUGUUAAGUGCCCAAGGAAUGAACACGUAGUCAAUUCUUAGGUCGUUUUUCUUUACUUUUUUUAAUUUAAGAAUUGUUAGAAUGGAAAACUUCCUAAUAUAGCAGUAGCAACACCAGCUGUUGCUGCCGUGGUUUCAGUAUAUGUAAGUGCUGCUUUAUCCUUCACUCUGAAGAGGUGUAGUAAACAAGUCUUUAUCUCCACAUACGAUAGUGUUAUAAAUACUGUAAUAGCAUGGAAGGUGCAAAACUCAGUAUUUCUACAACUGCAGCUAAGAACAGUAGGAUGAACGUCCGCUUCUAGGUGUAUAGGAUGCCUCAAGUAUUGAUUAUUUAUAAUUUUGAAUACUGCAGCCACAACUUUUUGUUGCAUAGGUUUUGAAUGAGUGUACUUGUUUUCUGGUGUAUUUAUACUGUAUGUAUGAUUUGCAUGUUUCGAAGCUAAAGGGAUGAAAAACAGUAUACUGACAACUGUUUACAAGGAAGUGGAGAAAAAUGUACAUACAUUUUUGUAUGUUUAGAUAUACCAUAAAUACUCAGGAUUGGAGCUGCUUGUAAGUAUAACAAAAUACACAUUAUUUUAUCUUGCCAGAGCCCAUCGGUUAUCCAAACAGAGAUGGCACUUUGUCUUGUUUAUCUUUAAACUGUAGGCCUUAUUGGAAGCCGCUUAAAAGGGACACUUUGCUAGAGAAGGUAUCCAGUAGCUGGUAGGGUCGCCACCAGACAGUAUUACCAGAGAGGCAGGAAACUGGCCACACCUCGGAAAUGUCCCUGGUUUUCUGAAGGAAAAAGGAAUUAAAACUAAAAGUUUACAUAAUCUUUUGAUGUAAAGUGCAUUUAAAUGUUUAUUGGCUUGAUGCAGUAAUAUAGACACAGAGCUGUUAAUAAUGGUUAUGUAGAGUAAUGUGACUUAACUGCAAUUCAGAACUGUCAUUGUGGGGAAAAUAAGCUUUUUUUUCUUUUUUUCAAAAAAAAAAAGUCAUAAUUUAUUCUAAUGGCAAACAGGGGCACUGUUUCCUUUACCACUUCAGAAUAGCACCCAUGUUCCGAAAUCCAAAAAGUGUACUUGUGUGUGAUGCCACAUUUCUUUUACAGGUGAAUGCAGUCUUCGCAGUACAUAAGAAUAAAACUAUUGAUAUCCCAACUUUAUAUUCCAACAAUAAAACAGUUAUCAUUGAUUCUGUGCAUUGUACUUGUCAUUAGUUACCAAAUUGGCAGAUACUUGUUUUGUUUUUUCAGCUUUAUGGGGGUCAAAAAAAAACAGUCUCCCAGUGGAACCACUGGCCUCCAUGUUGUCUGCCUGGAAGGGUCGGUGUGCUCUCUCCAGCGUCUUAUGUUCCUCAGAAGAAAUGACAAGUGUGAAUGUUCUCGUGUUCUCAAAGCCAAUACUACAGCUCAGUUGCCUGGAGAACGGUGAACUGACUUGCUGGGUUGUUCCUCAAACCUAUCCAUAAGCUCUGAAGUACCUCAAUGUGAACUCAGUAUAUAGUAGCAACAGCCAGUUUUCAGUGACUUCUUUUGACUUUGAAGUGACCAGGACAUCAAGUAAACUUUUGCGAAGCCACCUCAUUCCCUUAGUGCUUGUGUAAUUCUGUAAGUCUUGGACAUUAAAUCUGAAGUUAUGUUACCCACACGUGCUUUAAAUGAUAAAACUGUUUGAUAUCUACCCUGUCGGUAGUUGUUGUAUUCUGUAACUACAGGUAUAUCAAUUACUAUGUAAUACUCUGUUUCCAGUAAUGCAAACGCUUGUAAUGACUUGAAUGAGUUUUGUUUGAACUAUGGAUACUUUUUUUACACUUAAGGAAUAUUUAAAUGGAAACCUGAUUGCAUUUUCUGCUAAAUCUUAGCUUAAAUUCUGGCCCAUGUACAAAAUCCAAAGCUGUUUUCUCCCUGUCAACUUGGUUAUUUUUCUACAUUUGGAAUGGAAAUUCUCGUUACAUACUUGUGCAUUGGUGACUAUUUUCUAUCCUUUUCUAGUCUGUUUCCAUUUCAGUGCUACUUUUGGGAUUGAUUUUUAACAAAUGAAACGCGUGUUAUACAGUCCUGAGCUACAGGCAAACAGGUGAAAUAGCAGUAAAUUGUCUUAUGUUUUAUUUGAAGCACUACACUACUUUCUUUUUCAGUCUGUUUCAAUAGUUGUGCCAUGAAAUGCAUCUUACACAGCCACUCUGGAUAAGCAAUAUACUGUACUGUAAAUAGAGCAAUUGCUGUCAUAAUUUGGAGAUGAAAUGUCUGGAUGGUAACUAGUGCCUGUCUAACAAAUUGGAAAAUAGCAUAGGCCUUCAUCCUAAGGUGCUGUUUCAAAUGAAAUAUUUUCAGUUUUGAUUCCAGGAAAUUGUGAAAUAUCACGGAGAAGAUGUUGCUCUGCUACACUGAGAUCCAAAUGGUGGGUUUUGGUUUUUCUGUGAAGGAUGUCCAUAAAACUUGGUGCGUUUGGGUUUCAGUGUAGCUGUAAAUAUGUGAAACUCUAUGUGUCUGUGUCGGAGACUCAGUUUCAGUGUGCUGAGCGCAGGGGCUGAGAGGGUGGGCAAGGACAUGCACCAUGAUGCCACUGCAAAAGUGGAUCAUGUGAGUCACAGGCUGCUGGGCUGGGCCUUAGCCUCCCAAGCGCAUAACUGGGUAAAUGCAAUAAAAGGGUAAUAACACUCGGACUCUGCUCCCCACCGACCACAGGUAGUUUUUGUUACAAAUUUGAGUCUGUGCAUUAUGUGAUUUGUAAACUGACACUGUAGUUGGAGACCUCACUACAACACUAUUAAAAAUCUUCCCUUUUUGUGAGAAAUGGGGUUUUUAGAAUAGUGAGAUUCUUCCGUAUGUUGAACCUUAAUCUGUUCCUGAUGGUGGGAGUGCUGAAGUAAUGUAUCUCACUGUGAUCUGGUACUGCAGUAUUUGCAUACAAUGGCAGUUCUGUAUAUUCUUUUGGCUAACUGUAAAUGUUUCAUAUUAGCAUAGUUGAAUUUUUGAGGUACAGCUGUUUGUGUGAGAUUAGAAAAAGCAACUUUAUUUCUAAGAACUGUAAAAAGAAAAAAAAAGUAUUUUCAAUAAAAUUCCCUACCUCA